CAGUGACCCAGGGCUAUAGGCAGCCGAUGCACUGAUUCACCGGCACUGUAGACUGUAUAUAAGCCAAGGUACGUCUUUCGUCCUGCUUCGACACCUUGCCCUCUCCUUCAUCAGCUAUACGCCUGUGAUAUCUCUCCACGAACGUCAGUCACCCUCAGCCACAAUGGAUCGCCGCAUGGUCUCCCGCCUGAGCGACAAGAUCAGGAACUUGUUGAUGGACGAACGUGUGACUGUACGCAUGCCCAACUCGAACAUCUGGGUGACCGGCAUUGUCGUGUCCGUCUUGCAGUACUUCGACGUGAUACGAAGUGACGGGUACCAAAUCCGAUAUAGUUCCAACCAUGGGUGGCAGGUCGAGCUCUUCCCCGCUUCGCCGGACUUCAUACGGCCGCCGGGCGGGGGCGUUUACCCCCAAGACGCAUCUCAGCCUGUUCAGCGCGUGGCUCGGCCAUACUAGCGCGAAGGAUAGACGCAGUAGCCUAUACCAUCUCAGACAGCCACCAUGAGCGCCCAUCUUUUGUAACAUAGCCAGUCUCAA
Messenger RNA from Schizophyllum commune H4-8, 538 nucleotides. RefSeq lists its product as uncharacterized. The coding region runs from base 164 to 457 and encodes 97 amino acids. The record is from RefSeq and is a predicted model, not a curated record. The transcript is spliced from 5 exons. Lineage: Eukaryota; Fungi; Basidiomycota; Agaricomycetes; Agaricales; Schizophyllaceae.